This is a messenger RNA of Trichoplusia ni (cabbage looper), 3894 nucleotides long. RefSeq names its product ankyrin repeat domain-containing protein 27-like (gene Varp). Gene Ontology annotation, cellular component: plasma membrane; late endosome; transport vesicle. The coding region runs from base 541 to 3318 and encodes 925 amino acids. Gene Ontology annotation, molecular function: guanyl-nucleotide exchange factor activity; SNARE binding. Gene Ontology annotation, biological process: early endosome to late endosome transport. NCBI's taxonomy places the organism in Eukaryota, Metazoa, Arthropoda, Insecta, Lepidoptera, Noctuidae. The record is from RefSeq and is a predicted model, not a curated record. The transcript has a single exon.
AAUACUUUAGUAUUUUAAAUAAUCGAAAAUAAUUCAAAAUAAAGACUGUUCUGUUGAACGAGUUGUUUUAGUCACCAAGCCAAAACCCACUGUUAUUGAUCAUGACGUGAUCCACGAAUGUUUGAUGCGACUCGUCAAGCAUUCGGGUGUCUGUGUGUAUGGGUCUAGAAUGGUUGUUAAACACCCUGUGACACAAUAAUUUAAUUAUUUAGUAAGUCUUUCCAAAAAAAAAAAAACUCAAUGUAUAUUAUAUCAGCCGCAAAGUUAUCUGUGGUCAUUUGUAAAUGACAGUGACAGUAACGACAUCAACAAAAAACAUAUGUCAAAAUGUCAGUCAGUAGUACGUUGUUGCUGUGUAGCAACAGUAGGCGAUGCUAGGUCGCGAGCCGCAAGGUUCAGUGCUUUAUAACUUAAUUAAUAUUCGUUCGCACUCGGCUAAAUCAAGGUGCCAUAGUUGACUUACAAAUAAUUGUGUAAUCUUGUACUCUAACAGCAUCAAAUUGAAAGCAAAUGAUUUGAUGUUUUGGACAUUAAAUUAAAAUGGAUGGUACUUACGACGAGAUCAUCUCCGAUAACCCAUUCUUCGUCGAAUUAAAGACCGAAUACGCAAGUUUAUUUCAACACUGUAUCACACAGUCUUGGGUAAUAUGUGUGCCGCGGAUCGGAAGUUUGAGUACACGAGUGUUCGCAGUCGAAGACUUUUGUGCCCAUUUACUAGUGCCCAGUGACGAGUUACCGGAGACACAUUACAGUACACUCACUGAGAAGCAAGUCACAGUCUCCAAUAAAGUGAUCACUCUCGAAGUUACCAAAGGCUUACCCCUACAAAGUCAUAUACUGUUUGAAGAGACAUUUUACACAGAAGACUUCAUCAAAUACAAAGUGUGGUGCAUAGAAACUCCUCUUGAACCUACUGCCAAUUUUAGUGAUAACACAAUAUCCAAAGAAUACCUCACUUCCAUCAAUGACUGCAUUGAUUUACUCUGGACACAAGCAGCGGGCCGUCAAGUGCUAGAUCAAAUUGAACACAGUGUAAAAGUGUUCUUAAAGAAAAACACAGCAUUACCUGUGGCAGUUGGACCUCUUAGAGACACAGUAAGUGAAUUAUACACACAAUGCUUACAGAUAGCUCUGCAAAACAGAAGACUAAGGGACAAGUCAAAGUCCUGCAAACAAGUUUUGGAGAACAUCAAGCUAGCUGUCGAGUGUUACAUGCAACACCUAGUGUUUGAAGCAUUGUUCAAGCCGAUCUGCACCUGCUGCGCCUAUGAAGACUCACAUCUUAACAAAAAGAUCAGAAACAUGUGUGACAUACAACUCAGAGACUUAGAUAUAAAGAAGGAACUAUACCAUGCUGUACCUAAAGCUAAGCAGAUUCUGGCUAAGAUAGAUACAUGCAACACAGUACUAGAAAAGGUGCUGUGUUUGAAACAAGCCUUAAACGCUAUCAACAAGAAGGAUGACAGCAACAAUGUUGUUCUACUAACAGCUGAUGACUUGUUACCAGUAUUUGUGUUCCUGGUCAUCAAGUCUGGCCUUCCAAACUGGUACAGUCAACUUAUGUACAUGAAGGAGUUCCGCUUCAGUGGAGUGGGUAAAGGGGAUGGUGAUGAGAGUGCCUUCCUUAUAACAACUUUAGAAGCUGUCAUAGAACACAUUCAGUCUGGGGCUCUAGCUGGCCCUCCAGACCCUGAGUCAUACUACUAUGAAAGCAACCUGACAGAAGAAAACCUUAAUGGAAAAGAAAGGAGGAACAGUUUAACUGAGUCCAUUUCAACAAGUGACACUAAUAGCAAAGAGGAAACAUUGGAAUACAUAUUUGAACUCAUCAAAGCAAAUCACUGUGAACAAGUGCAGGCAAUAUUGAUGAGAAACCAGAAACACAUUCAAACUAUGCAACAGAAUGAAGAUAACAUCCUUAAAAUUACUUUUGAGAACAACCUUACGGAUGACGAUGAUGAUGAUAGUGACACAGAAAUAUAUCACAAACUCUGUCAUCCAUUAUGUAACUGUAAAAAAUGUUGCUGCAAGCUAUCCAAAAACCUAUUGAAGACAUCCCCUACUGUAACAUCAAGAGACAGCCAUGGACUAACAGCAUUGCAUGUUGCAUGCAUUCAUGGUAAAGCUACCAUAGUUGAAUAUCUGACUGAAAUGGGUGCGGAGGUUAAUGCAACAGACCUCAAUGAGUGCACUCCACUUCACUAUGCAGCAUCUAGAGGUCACCAGAAUGCUUUACUGUUGCUAUUACAUUCUGGAGCAAAUAUAAAUCAAGCCAACAUUGACCAGAACACCCCACUACACAUGGCUGUCAAUAAUGGCCAUCUCAAUUGUGUCAAGGCACUUAUAUACUUUGCUGAGCACAGCCGGAGGAAGAUUAGAAUAAAUUGUGUGAAUGAGAGUGGCAAUACGCCUCUUCAUCUAGCCUCUAAGUGGGGCUAUGAAGGCAUAGCUAAAUUACUCAUAGAAAAUGGAGCUGAACCAUCUCUGCAGAAUCGAAGUAAUAAAACAGCUUUUGAUUAUGCACAUAAUUUAAAGAUUUUACAAGUCCUCAAAUCUUGUACGCCUAAUUUGUAUGAGUACAUUCAUAUAACUAGUUCUAACGUAAAGACAUUGAACUGUAAAACUGAUAAUCCUGCUUCACUUCAUCUGCAGAAAAUGAGUAUGAAAUUAAAUGACACUAAUAACCAAGUGUCAAAAGCUGUAGAAAACUUAAAAUUAAUUGAUAGAAUUUUAAAAGCUAUAUCUUAUGGUGAUGUGAAACUUGCCUGUUUUUAUAUGAAUAUAAAUUACUCUGCCUAUCUAGAGAUUAAGGAUAAACCUGAGGCUUUAAAACUAUCAGCCACUAGCCAAUGCCACCCUCUGUGCGAAUGUCAGGUUUGUAAAAAAACAAAACAAUGUUCAUCAGACUUUGACAUUAAUUUUUCAGACACACAUGGUUUCACCGCCUUGCACUAUUCGGCUCGAUAUGGUUUAGACGAAAUGUGUAAGAUUCUGAUACUCAAUAAAGCCAAUAUAAACUGUGUUAAUAAAAAGGGUCAGACUCCACUUCAUUUAGCAGCUUUGAAUAACAAAACUUAUGUAAUUCGGUUACUUUUAGAAAGCGGCGCGAAUAUAAAUGCGAUCGAUUUGGCAGGAAACACGCCAUUACAUGACGUCAGUGCUAUGGGUAACAUAGGUGCAGCUAAAAUACUUAUGAAUUACAACCCUGAUCUAACAAUGCUCAAUGGAGCGGAUAAAACUGCUCUGACCCUUGCUAAAGAAAAAGUUCACUUAACCAUCAUAGAUUUAAUUGAUAAAUAUACGAAUAGAUUGGAAUAAAUGUAUUGAUAAGGAUCUGUAUAGAUAAGAGCUAUUUUCGAAUAUAAAUGUUCUUAGAACAUUUAGAAUGUAAGGACACAAUAUGUAUUUUUGUAGCUUUAACUUUUUAGUAUGGAUAUUGAUCGCGUUUGAUAACAUUCCACAAUGUGUUUUAUUUGUAAUAGAUUAUUCUUUUAUCGAUAUUAUUUUCUGAUAGAUUUGUAACAAUCGUACAACUCAUACAUAUUUUAUAUACUAAAAUGUACAAGCUUUUAGCAUUUAGAUUUCUCGGCCAUAUUCAACUGUGUAUAAAUACUUUUUAAGUGGGUAUUGUCUGAAGGUCACUAAACCUGCUGUGUUCGUAAUAUUUUGCCAUUUGCACAAAUACGGUCUCAACUUAAAUGUCUGUGCCAUUAUGUACUCUACUUAACCCACAGUAACACAGGAUACUUCUAAGACUGAUAUUAACAAUAGUAUUUUUAAGUUUUACUAAAAAUCAUUGUUACUUUAUUUUUAAGUUUUGACUGACAAUAAUACAUAGCGAAGCCUUUAUUUUUCUGUCAACCUGUAGAAAUAAAAGAGCAUCUCACAAUAAAA